Pseudo-nitzschia multistriata is the source of this 4415-nucleotide messenger RNA. The record is from the annotation of a GenBank genome assembly. Lineage: Eukaryota; Bacillariophyta; Bacillariophyceae; Bacillariales; Bacillariaceae.
CAUAAUGAUAUUAAUUUUUGACCCCGCGUCAUUUUGCGUUCUCAUUGGAAUCAAGCACUUCCCCAACAGUAAACAAAAUCACGACUUAUCCAGAACCAGAUAGUCACAAAUCGACUCAGUCAUAAUCGACAAUCACUGACAGAAAAACUCAACUCGAUACGAAACGACACAACGCAACGCAACACAACGGCAACCGCAACUGCAGCUGCAACUACGACAUUUGAAACCUAUACGCAUAGACAUGCUGCGAAGAGUACGCGGGUUGCGCAGAUGGUCAGGCUGGCAUCCGCUGCGACAAGCGUCGUCGUGCAUGAGCACGGCAGCCGCUCCUCUUGUGGGAGAAGAAGACAUCGACGAAUACGAAUGGAACUUUAGGCAAAGCACCAACAGAUACGAUGACAGUGCCCGCAUUCGUGACUUUCAAAUCACAAAGCAACACCCGCUGUAUCCCAAGCUGUUCGCACCCCUGGAUCUCGGGCCCGAGUUGGGAAUUCUUCCCAAUCGAGUCUUGAUGGGAUCUAUGCACACGGGCCUGGAAGGCCACUCUAUGCCCUCCUGGAUCGAAGGCAUGCUGAAUUAUCUAGAUCCAUCCGAUAACGGCGGUGACCAUGGCGGAGUGGACCACUCGUCGCUCGACCGCAUGGCCACCUAUUUUCAGCGCCGGGCAAUCGGUGGGGUGGGAUUGAUGGUCACCGGGGGGAUCUCCCCCAACACACAGGGAUGGGUCGGCCCAUUUUCGGCCCAGCUGACAAAUGACACAGAAAUGGAGAAGCACAGAGUUGUCACGGAGGCAGUACACUCGGUCGAYGUUCCAAUAUAUGGGGCCUCGAACCCCGACAACGMCRCGGUGACACCAAAGAUUCUGAUGCAGCUCCUGCACACCGGCCGGUACGCCUAUCAUCCAUUUGCUGUGAGUGCCACCACGGGAAAGUCGCCCAUCAGCCCCUUUACUGCACGGGCUCUGUCCACCAACGGAGUGAAGAAGACUAUCGACGAAUUCGUGUACAGCGCAAUGCUGGCCAGGGAGGCCGGCUACGACGGAAUCGAAAUCAUGGGCUCGGAGGGCUAUCUCAUCAGCCAGUUCCUCAGUCCGAAGACCAACUCCACACGGACCGACCAAUACGGAGGAAGAUCCUUCGAGAAUCGAUCAAGGUUUCCCCUCGAACUGGUCCGGGAGGUUCGAAAGCACCUUGGAACCGAUUUCAUUGUGGUCUUUCGGCUUUCCCUCUGGGAACUGGUCGAGGGGGGCAUGUCCUGGGAAGAAACUGUCAUGCUGGCCAACGAGCUAAGACAGGCCGGUGUGACACUCCUCAACACCGGAAUAGGCUGGCACGAAUCGAGGGUCCCAACCAUUGCUUCAAACGUUCCGCGGGGGGCGUUUACCGCUCCUACCCUGCGGCUGCGGUCGGAAUUGCACGCCGCAAUGGUUGCCCAGGAUAGUACUAUAGAUAGCGGGGAUGAAAUCUUGCCCGUUCCACCCAUUGUGUCUACCAACCGGAUCAAUGCUCCGGACACGGCCGAAAGCAUUCUGGAAGGCGGUGUCUCGGACAUGGUCAGCAUGGCCCGGCCCCUCCUGGCCGACCCCGAUUUUUUGAAAAAGGCCAUGGCCGAAGAGCCGCAAACAAUCAAUACCUGCAUCGCCUGCAACCAGGCGUGCCUCGACCAUGCCUUUGUGGGAAAGACGGCAUCGUGCCUGGUGAAUCCGGCCGCCUGCCACGAGGAAGAAUUCGGAGAAGCUCGGGGCAAGGAACAAAAAGAAMCCCUGCCACUAGAUCAACGCCUGAAUCUGGGGGUGGUGGGAGCGGGACCAGCCGGCAUUGCCUUUGCGUGCACCGCGGCCGAGUACGGUCACACCGUCACGCUGUUCGAGCGCUCGGACAGGGUUGGGGGGCAGUUCCACAUGGCCAAGAGAGUUCCGGGAAAGGAAGAAUUCUACGAGGCCAUCCGUUACUGGGAAAGGCGGCUGGAGGGCCUAUCGUCUCCGACGUCUUCCCAAGGAAGCGUGACCGUCCGACUGAACACCGAGGUUUCGGUCGAAGAAAUGGCCGAUUGGACGAAACAAGGCGAUCGUGAAUCGAAGGCUGCCGGCGCCACCGAUGCAAUCGACAAGUGGAUCGUAUCGACUGGUGUGACACCGAGGGACCCAAAGAUCCCGGGAUCGGAAGACUUCCCGGACAACGUGUUGAGCUACGUCGAUGUCCUCCGGCACAACAAACCCGUUGGUAAAAAGGUCGCCGUGAUUGGUGCCGGUGGAAUCGGCUUCGACGUGUCGGAAUUCUUGUUGUACGGCAAGGCCCAAUCGGAAGCCGAGAUCCAGCAAGACCUGGACGUCCUGGAGGGRAAGAACCACAACCCAGGAGAAGAUUCACGGUCUCCGGCUUCCAGGGUUUCCAUCGAUGACUUCUGGACGGAAUGGGGCGUCGAUCCGAAGCAGGAACGACGCGGGGGUCUUUCCAAGGAGGGACCAACCCUUCCCCACGGGCCGCCGCAGCGGUCCAUCGUUCUGAUGCAGCGGAAAAAGGGCAAGGUCGGAGCCGGCCUCGGACGGACGACGGGGUGGAUCCACCGRGCCAGCCUGCACAAUUCCAAGGCGGCGACGAUGGUUUCCGGUGUUGCCUCCUACGAUGCCAUCGACUCGGACGGAAACCUCGUCUACACCAAAGACGGUGAGCAGCGCGUUCUGGAGGUCGACACGAUCGUCCUGUGUGCCGGCCAGCUGGAAGACACCGCCCUCGAAUCGGCCUCGGAAGACGUCGGGGGCCUCAAGGGCAGGGUCUACCCCAUCGGCGGGGCCUUUGCGGCGGGGGAGCUCGAUGCCAAGCGCGCCAUCGACAUGGGCACGAGACUCGCUCACAAGAUCCACCUGGAGGAGGUUGUCCCGGGGAACCACGUGUUUUCGUCGCCACCGGGACCGGAGGAAAAGCUCUUUCGGUUCCUGAAACAGUGGGCGUGAUGUGUGGUCGCCUUCCUUUGGGCCUGGUUCGGUUGCGUCGAAACCGUUGCGAUCCCGUUCGGUUCCCGUUUGUUUGGGAAAAGGACAGGGUUCGCGCUUUCUAUACCGGUGCGAUGCGGAUGCCGUUGGUGCAUCAUCUUUUGCACUAGAGAAUUCCAAUCGCACGAGGGAACGGAAUCGGUUCGGUCCACAUGCGUGGUUGUGCCGUGUGCCAUACUAGUAGAAUCAUUAUAAACAAMACGAAAAGAAAGGACCGAAUGGAGCAUUCCUUCCCUAAAACGUUGCAGUGCGGUAUGGAGCAUUCUGUGUUUGCCAUAGCAAUCCCGACACACGGGAGAGGAUUCGAUGCUUUUGUGGCCAUGUCGCAAUGUCGCAAUGGAUUCGAUUCGAUUCGAUUCGAUGUUCGGCGGGCAGCGGCUUGCUUGCAUGCUUUCCCCGCGUUUGCAGUAGUGGUCCACCACAAUGGUGGCUCGGAUUGAUUGAUUCGAUUCGAUUCCAUUCGAUUCGAUUCGAUUCGAUUCGAUUCGAUUCUUUGUCCUGCUAUUGUACCGCAGUUGUUGUUGCCUUCAUGGUCGCGAGCAGGUGUCUCGUGGAAGAAUGCAAUGGAUUGUGUUGGUCCGCUGCCAAAAACAGGCCGUGUACUCUUUCGCUGUCCAUUAGGACAGUUCAAACAAACAAACAGCAGCAUGACACACAAAACAUGUUUUUUUGGUUCGAACUACUAAUCUUUCGCUACCAGACAGUGGGUCAUCGUGUACAAGUACUUCUUUCUAAUCCAAUCCAUCUAAUUCAUUGCUGUAUUUAAGUUUUGGUUUUCGAUGUAGUAUUUUCUAUUUUCGUUACUGUAUCGGUGGAAACCUUUUUGAUGGCGUUCGAUUCGAUUCGAUUCGAUUCGAUUCGAUUCCAUUCUAUUGAAUCCGGUGUUGCAAGCACGGUAGCCUGCGUGCGAUGCGAUGGUGCUGCUCGGAGCCAAAGUGGAGAAAACCGCCGCAACAAAAAUGGAAUCGUUUGUUUCGGAGUGCCAUAGAACAACGGCGGUGCGAUGCACCCCGGCCGUAACCGGAACGGAUGCCCGUGGAGCCUGCUACCGGUGGUCUACCUCGUCGCAGCGGUAUCGCAUCGUGCCACGAUCCUGCCGCAACCGGGCCCGAGGUGCUGUUCCGCCACCAAAAAAGGCCCUAUUCCCGUUGUUCUUGCCGCGGCAUCCGUGGGAUUCGGUGGCGRUGACGGUGUUGCAUCGCAUCGCGUCGCAUCGCACAGCAUCGAAAACAAAGRAUCGAAGGAAGGAGUGCAAUUGGUGUGUCGCUGGCAUCGUGUCGUGUAGCGAAUCUCAAUCUCUGUUUCUGUUCCCCAACCCCAACCCCAACCCUGGGCAAGACUCUCGUGGGCAGGCACGAUGCGCAAGCAAAGACCCACGAAGCCUUCCACAAACACAGCCAAAGCACCGCUGUUUUGCCUACAC